CAGCCAGUCAGCGCGUAGCCGAGCGCCGGUGCGGUCGUGUUGUGUCGAGCCGAGCUGAGUCGAGUCGAGUCAAGAUGUCUUCCUACACGCUGGCGUCGCACUUCUCGCCGCUGACGAGCUGUUGCGGCGUGACGCUACGCAAUGGAGUGGUGUGGAUUGCGGAGCUGUGCACGGAAACAAGACUUUUUGGCAAUUUACAAGAAAGUAGUGACACAAAAUCCCGUAAGUAUGCUAGGGCUGUAUAUGGGGAUGACUCUGCCAGCAGAUUUCAGAUGAAAACAAGUGAAGUGUUCGGAUUAUGCCAAAAAUUUACUGCAACACACAUAAUGGAGCACAACACGCAAACGAUGAGUGUUAAGGCCCUAAAACCUGCUGGACCUGAUGUGAGGAAGUGGGAACAGGCGGGUGGCGAGUUUCUUAAGCAGUAG
Messenger RNA from Gryllus bimaculatus (two-spotted cricket), 428 nucleotides. NCBI's taxonomy places the organism in Eukaryota, Metazoa, Arthropoda, Insecta, Orthoptera, Gryllidae. The record is from the annotation of a GenBank genome assembly.